AUGGAUUCAGAUUUUGGAAUAGCAAGAGAACUAUCUGAAAUACAAAAUCUUCGAUCUCACUACCAACCUCAACUCCCUCCAUGCCUUCAGGGAACUGCUGUCCGUGUAGAGUUCGGUGAUGCUUCCACAGCUGCUGAUCCCUCAGGUGCCCACACCAUAAAUAGGUCCUUUCCUCACACUUAUGGUCAACCUUUAGCUCACUUUCUUAGGGCGACUGCCAAGGUCCCUGAUGCUAAGAUAAUUACCGAGCAUCCAGCCGUCAGGGUGGGAAUUGUUUUCUGUGGUAGACAAUCUCCAGGAGGACACAAUGUCAUAUGGGGUCUUCUUGACGCUCUAAAAAUUCACAAUCCCAAUAGUAUUUUGCUUGGAUUUUUGGGUGGCUCUGAAGGUUUAUUUGCACAGAAAAUUCUAGAGAUCACCAACGAUGUUCUUGCAACAUACAAAAAUCAAGGUGGUUAUGAUUUGCUGGGACGGACGAAAGAUCAAAUUAGAACAACUGAACAAGUCAAUGCAGCUCUGAAUGCAUGCACAACUUUGAAGUUGGAUGGUCUCGUCAUUAUUGGAGGGGUGACAUCAAACACAGAUGCUGCUCAACUUGCAGAAACCUUUGCAGAAAGAAAAUGCUCAACAAAGGUUGUUGGAGUUCCUGUUACUUUAAAUGGAGAUCUCAAGAACCAAUUCGUUGAAACAAAUGUUGGUUUUGACACGAUAUGUAAGGUCAAUUCCCAGUUGAUCAGUAAUGUCUGCACUGAUGCCGUCUCUGCAGAUAAGUAUUAUUAUUUCAUCCGUCUCAUGGGCCGAAAGGCAUCGCAAGUUGCCCUGGAAUGCGCUCUCCAGUCGCAUCCAAAUAUGGUUAUUCUUGGUGAGGAGGUUGCUGCAUCAAACCUUACAAUUUUUGACAUAACAAAGCAAUUAUGUGAUGCAGUGCAGGCCAGGGCUGAACAAGAUAAGUAUCAUGGUGUGAUCCUAUUGCCAGAGGGUCUCAUAGAAAGUAUUCCUGAAGUCUAUGCUCUAUUGCAGGAAAUCCAUGGUUUGCUCAGGCAAGGCGUCUCUACUGAUAAAAUUUCUUCUCAACUAUCACCUUGGGCAUCUGCAUUGUUUGAGUUCUUGCCACUUUUUAUUAGAAAGCAGCUCCUUCUACAACCAGAAUCAGACAACUCUGCACAGCUGUCCCAGAUUGAGACAGAAAAGCUCCUAGCACAUCUUGUUGAAGUAGAAAUGAACAAACGAUUGAAGAAAGGAAACUACAAGGGAAAGAAAUUCAAUGCCAUUUGUCACUUCUUUGGUUAUCAGGCACGGGGAUCAUUGCCAUCAAAGUUCGAUUGCGACUAUGCCUAUGUUCUUGGUCAUAUCUGCUGUCAUAUUCUGGCUGCUGGUUUGAAUGGUUAUAUGGCGACUGUAACCAACCUGAAGAAUCCCGUGAAAAAGUGGCGUUGUGGUGCUGCUCCUAUAACAGCUAUGAUGGCAGUUAAGUGCUAUGGACGUGGUCAAGGGGCCUCUUCACUUGGAAAGCCGGCUCUGCAUCCUGCAACUGUGGAUUUGAAGGGCAAGGCUUAUGAGUUGUUGAGACAAAAUGCAACCAAGUUUAUGAUGGAUGAUGUUUAUAGAAACCCAGGACCCCUUCAGUUCGAUGGUCCAGGUGCUGAUGCUAGAGCUGUAACCUUGUGUGUUGAAGACCAAGAUUACAUGGGUCGUAUCAAGGAAUUGCAGGAAUACCUCAACAAGGUGCGUUCCAUAGUGAAACCUGGGUGCUCUCUAGAUGUUCUGAAGGCUGCUUUGAGUGCCAUGUCCUCUGUGAUAGACAUUCUGUCUGCGAUCCCGAAGCUCUGGCUGGCGCCGCUGCCGGGUGUCUUUUCCGAUCUCAGAAUGGAUAAAAGUAAUGUAGAGAUGGAGGACGUCAAAAAGCACAUCCUAGAUUCAGAGAAUAACGAACUCGAGACAGAGAAUAAACUUCCUGAUGCAAAAGUUGAAUGCGGGGAAGGAGAAUUGCCUCCUAAAGCUGCCAUGGAUGAUGUAAAUGCUGGUGCAAGUGUGGCAGAGGACCUAAAAAUUACUGAAGGCGAGGCAGAAGAUUGGAGCAAUUAUAAAAAUGAGGCAGAACAUCAAAUCAACAUAAACAGCGAGACCAAGGACCAAAUCGAGGGUAAGAGUGAGGCUGAGGACCCAAUUAAUUGUGAGAGUGAAGCUCAUGACCCAAUCAACAGUAAUAGUGUGGCAGAGGACCAAUCUGGUGCCAAAUAUGGAGUGAAUGAACAGAACAUUAUUGGUAGUGGAGUGGAGGAAGAAAAAAAUUCAAUCAAGAAUGACAUAGAGAGUGCCAAUAAUGUUGAAACUGUGAUGGAGGAAGACAAACUUACUGGAGAUGUUGCAAAGGAGAAAACCUCUAAUGAGAAUAGCAGAGAGGAUGAACAUCCUGUUGAAAAUGUUGGAGUGGAAGAAAAACAAACAGAAAAUGCUGCUGUGGAGAAAACAUCUAUCGAAGUACUACAUCUUCCAACUGAACUAUCAGCAAAUGAGUCUCCUCAAAAUGAGGGCGUUUUGGUAGAUGACAUACCACAGGUUACGAAUGAAGAAGUGUUAGAUGUGGUUCAUCAGAAUGAGGGGAAAUUGGUUAAAGAUGAGCUGAAAGAACCAUGUAAUGUGGUUGUUCCUGCCACUGCUCUAAUCAAUGGGAAUGCCGAGGCGGGUGAAACUGCAACCAAAUGUGAAUUUGUUGAUGCUACAAUUCCAAGCCAGCAACAAUCUGUCACGCCCAAUUCCCUUCUUAAAUGUUUACCUUCAAAGGCUGUAGAUCAUAGUGGGGAAAUAGUUGAGACUGUUUUUAGUCAAGCAAAGAUGGCUGAGGGUGACGAUGGAACACCAGAAGAUCAAACAAUAUUCAUGAAGGCACUGGAAAGUUUUCAUAGGGAGAAGGGGACAGAUUUUAAGCCACCCAAAUUUUACGGGCACCCACUAAAUUGCCUGAAGUUAUGGAGAGCCGUGAUUCAAUUGGGUGGCUAUGAUCGGGUAUCUGGAUCCAAGUUGUGGCGGCAAGUGGGAGAGUCAUUUCAUCCUCCAAAGACUUGCACAACUGUUUCUUGGACAUUCCGCAUUUUCUAUGAGAAGGCAACCCUCCCAACUUCACUUUCCAUUUUAUUCUUGUUUGUUGCUAGUGCAAAUUAUGCUAUAUAUGAUAAUUGUUUCAGGGGCAAUGGCUCUCAAGGAUCAGGCAGGGCUCGGAGAGAUGCUGCCUCUCGUGCUAUGCAAGGAUGGCAUGCCCAACGUCUUUUUGGUUCUGGUGAUGUUGAUGAGCCAAUUCUAAAGGACAAGAAUCUCAGCACUAUGGCAAAGCGUGAUAAAAAUCUCAAAAGCAUUGGCCCUCUUAAACAGAAGAGACCGCAUGAAGUGGAGCUUCCAGUGAAAGCAGCACGAACUGAAACAUCUAAGCAACUGGUCACGACAGUUGUUGACGUUGGCCCCCCAGCUGAUUGGGUGAAAAUCAACAUACGUGAAACUAAAGAUUGUUUUGAGGUUUAUGCUCUGGUGCCUGGGCUUCUCCGUGAAGAGGUGCGAGUUCAAUCAGAUCCUGCUGGACGAUUAGUCAUAACAGGUCAGCCUGAGCAACUUGACAAUCCCUGGGGUGUUACACCAUUCAGAAAGGUGGUGAGCUUACCUGCAAGAAUUGAUCCAGUUCAGACUUCAGCAGUCGUUAGUCUGCAUGGGCGUCUCUUUAUUCGUGUUCCUUUUGAGCAGUCGACAACAUAA
Fraxinus pennsylvanica is the source of this 3744-nucleotide messenger RNA. The record is from the annotation of a GenBank genome assembly. Lineage: Eukaryota; Viridiplantae; Streptophyta; Magnoliopsida; Lamiales; Oleaceae.